CGUCCCAACUGAUUAGUUCACCCGAGAGAGCCAUACAACACCCGCCAAAUAGAGAACCGACUUUUCAUGCGAAACCAACCCCCUUGAUCAGCGUCCGGCGGCAGAUUACCUCGGCGGCGUCCAAAUGCCGGUGGCACGACCCGAAUCGUCCCAUCCAAGAAUCAUAGCCCACGUCGACAUGGAUUGCUUCUACGUCCAAGUGGAGCAGAGGAAGAAACCAGAGUUGAGAGGUUUACCUAGCGCGGUGGUGCAGUACAACGAGUGGAAAGGCGGGGGGUUGAUUGCGGUUAGCUACGAGGCCCGUGGAUUUGGAGUGAAGCGCUCCAUGCGAGGUGAUGAAGCGAAGCAAGUUUGUCCGCAAAUUCACCUGGUUCAAGUCCCUGUAGCUCGUGGCAAGGCAGACCUGAGUACCUACCGCAAUGCAGGUUCGGAGGUGGUUUCAAUUCUUGCGAGGAAGGGCCGAUGUGAGAGGGCUUCGAUUGAUGAAGUUUACCUUGAUCUUACUGAUGCUGCCGAAGCUAUGUUGAGGGAAAACCCUCCUGAGAGUUUGGAAGCUGUACAUGAGGAAGUUCUCAAGUCACAUGUUCUGGGGCUUGCAAAUGAGGAUGAAAUCGACAAGAAAGAAAAUGUGAAGAGAUGGAUGUGUAAUAGUGAUGCUGAUCACCGUGAUAAAUUGUUGGCCUGUGGAGCUAUUAUUACUGCUGAACUUAGAAUGCAAGUCCUAAUGGAGACAGAGUUCACUUGUUCUGCUGGCGUUGCUCAUAAUAAGAUGCUGGCAAAACUUGCAAGUGCUAUGAACAAACCUGCACAACAGACUGUUGUGCCCUCCUCGUCAGUAAAUGGGUUGCUCUAUUCUUUUCCAAUAAAGAAGAUGAAACAACUAGGUGGAAAGCUUGGGACUUCAUUACAAGGUGAUCUAGGAGUGAACACCGUUGGAGAUCUGUUGCAGUUUUCUGAAGAGAAACUACAAGAUCUCUAUGGUGUAAAGACUGGUACUUGGUUAUGGAACAUUGCCAGAGGAAUCAGUGGAGAAGAAGUUCAGGGGCGCCUUCUUCCCAAGAGCCAUGGAUCUGGAAAGUCAUUUCCUGGUCCCCGGGCUUUAAAGACAGCUGCUACAGUUCAACACUGGCUCAACCAACUUUGUGAUGAGCUUAGUGAACGUAUUUGCCGUGAUCUGGAAGAAAAUAAACGGACAGCACAUACCCUAACUCUUCAUGCUACAGCUUAUGGGCCAAGCGAGAGAGAUUCACAUAAGAAGUUUCCUUCCAAAUCUUGUCCAUUAAGGUAUGGAACUGGCAAGAUUCAAGAGGAUGCAUUUAACCUAUUUCAAGCUGGAUUACGAGAAUACUUGGGCUCUUACGGAGCCAAAACUCAAGGAAGUCAGCAUCCUGAAAGAUGGGCAAUAACAGGUCUCUCUGUUUCAGCAAGCAAAAUUAUGGCUAUACCUUCUGGAACGUGCUCCAUCAUGAAAUACUUUGGUGGCGAGCAAAGAUGUGAUGCUCCUGCCAGGCAAGUGGAGGCUAACUUCAUCCAGGAAGCUGUUCCGACGUCACCCUCAGACAGCAAAAAUUGUACAGAACUGGAAUGUUGCGAGAGGGUGGAGCUUACCGACAAUUAUUCAGAUUAUAUAGAAGACAAUAAAGUACCCAUGGAAGAAGAUAAGAAUUUGUCUUUGUUGGGCCACGAAGUGGAUAGCUCAACUAAGGAAGCUUCCCAACCACACUUCCCGAGUGAAAGUUGCUCGGGGAAAACUAAAGUUAGUGCACAGGAGUUCCCUAGUGAAGAUGUUAGACAUCAGUUGAGCACAGCACGUUCAAAACGGAAAGAGCAGAAAAAUAGUGCUUUGAAAGACCAGGGGACAAUCUUGAGGUUUUUUAAGAGCAAUGAUCAAGCUCAGGAACCAACCCGGUCUCAGGGUGACGGUAGUAACAGUUGUAAUGCCAUUCAAAAUGGAGGAGGAAGGGCAGCAUGGAGCUACAAGGUUGAUGAGAUUGACGAAUCAGUGAUUGCGGAGUUGCCAGAAGAGAUCCAAGCUGAGUUGGAGUCUUGGAUCCGGCCCCAAAAACGAGCAAAUACAGUUAAACGAGGUGGUGCUACCACUAUUGCCCAUUAUUUCUCAGCAAACCAGAAGUAGUAUACACCAAUUAGAAAAGAAAGUUUGUAUACUCUGUGCAUGUGUGUUGUAAUUUAAUUGACAAAAUAGUUUAGCGCCUCAAGUUUUCCGUUGGAGAUACUUGAGCACUUCUACUACGUUCAGUUGUGUCGGUAACCGUGUGAUAAACAAUGGAAAGAAUC
Linum trigynum is the source of this 2295-nucleotide messenger RNA. Lineage: Eukaryota; Viridiplantae; Streptophyta; Magnoliopsida; Malpighiales; Linaceae. The record is from the annotation of a GenBank genome assembly.